ACCCCCCCAUCCUCGCACGGUUCAAAAUCUCCAUCACUUUGAUAUUCCUCUGCUCUUUAACUGUGAUCCCGGCAGCGUGCGCUUUACUGCUGUUGUCAGAGCAGCGACAUUAAAGGGUCAUGGCGCUUAACGUGGUGCUGGAUGGGCCGGCCCCCUGGGGGUUUCGCCUGACAGGAGGGAAGGAUUUCAACCAGCCCCUGACCAUCUCCAGGAUCACUCCCGGCAGCAAGGCGGCUCUUGCCAACCUGUGUGCCGGUGACGUCAUCCUGGCCAUCGAGGGAGCCCCGGCCACUGACAUGCUGCACUGCGAAGCCCAGAACAAGAUAAAGGAGUCCACCUAUCAGCUGUGCCUCACCGUUGAAAGGAAUGAAUCAAGACUGUGGUCUCCACGUGUGGUGGAGGACGGCAGAUCUCACCCGUAUAAAAUGAACCUGGAGGCAGAACAGCAGGAGUAUAAACCAAUUGGCACCGCUCACAACCGAAAAGCUCAGCCAUUUGUCGCAGCAGCCAACAUUGAUGACAAGCGGCAGGUGGUCAGUACAUCCUACAACACUCCCAUAGGCCUCUACUCCUCAGGCAAUAUCCAGGAUGCCAUGGAGGGCCAGAUCCGAGGCCUGGUCCCCCACAAGCCUGAGAGUCCCAGGACUCUGACCAGCAUCGAGGACUCUGACGUGUACCGGAUGUUACAGAAAGACCAGGAGGAGCCCCAGGAGCCUCGGCAGUCCGGUUCCUUCAAGGCCCUCCAGGACUUUAUUGACAGCGAUGGCACUCGUCCUAUUGUGACUCGGACUGUAAAAGCACCCACAACCAAACCAGCUGCGCCCACAGGAAACCUGCAGAAGCUGCCCGUCUGCGACAAGUGUGGGAAUGGGAUAGUCGGGACAGUGGUGAAGGCUCGGGACAAAUACCGUCACCCCGGCUGCUUCGUGUGCUCCGACUGUGACGUCAACCUGAAACAGAAGGGCUACUUCUUUGUGGAGGGGCAGCUGUACUGCGAGGCUCACGCUCGCGCCAGAAUGAGACCACCGGAGGGACACGACCUCAUCACAACAUUUCCCUCUGCAUAGAACUCCCUCGUAUAAAGACACAAACACACACACACACACUUUAUCAAGCGCUCUUGUGUCCUACAUCUGCGUUGUAUGUGUUCGUCUGCACUUUGGUGUCGUCUGUGUGCAACAAUAUUUCAGUAGGAACACACUUAUUUCUCUGAGCUUGCCGCCGUGUUGUUUUGACCUGUAAACCGCAGGUGAUAAAUGAACGACCUGGUUGUUUAAAGAGCCCAAUGAAACACUGAGACUUGCCACAAUUUGAUGUCUUUCUAAUAAAGACUUGUUUUUAUUCUGU
Molecule: messenger RNA, 1347 nt
Organism: Stegastes partitus (bicolor damselfish)
Lineage: Eukaryota; Metazoa; Chordata; Actinopteri; Pomacentridae
Product: PDZ and LIM domain protein 3
Exons: 7
Coding region: 120-1067 (315 amino acids)
Biological process (GO): heart development; actin cytoskeleton organization; muscle structure development
Cellular component (GO): filamentous actin; Z disc; stress fiber
Molecular function (GO): muscle alpha-actinin binding; actin binding
Source: RefSeq, a predicted model, not a curated record